UUUGGGUACAUUUUUCAGAGGGAAACAAAUUCUGUAAAUUGAGUUGAAAAUGUUAUGAAACAACGUUAUUUUUCAGUUUUUUUGAAGAUCWAAAUACUCUAUGAUAAUGGCUGCUACUAUUGUGAAGGAAGGAGAGUACACAAUAACGAUUUAUGGCUUGAUAAAAAGUCAAAAGUUUCUUGAAGCUAUACAAAUUCUCAACAAUGAACUGGAAAACCAUCCAAAGUCCCGAGCUGCGUUAUCCUUGCUGGGAUAUUGCUACUUUCAAAUGCAGAACUUUGAAGCUGCGUCAGAAUGUUAUGGCCAGUUAACUCAAAUCCAUCCUGAAGUUGAUGAAUACAAACUAUACUACGCACAGUCUCUCUACAAAGCAUUCAUGUAUGCUGAAGCAAUGAAAGCAACUUUUCAAGUAGAAAAUCCUACUUUCCAAUACAAGAUACUUAAACUGCAAGCUGCUAUAAAGUAUGAAGAAGAAGAUUUACAAGGAGCAAAGAGUAUGGUAGAGCAGUGCUCCUCAGACGAUCCUGAUACAGAAGUGAAUCUUGGCUGCCUGUUGUUUAAGGAGAAGCAGUACUACGAUGCAUGUCAUAAGUUUCAGACAGCAAUGAAUAUUCUGGGAUAUCAACCAGAUUUGUCAUACAGCAUUGCGUUAUGUUACUAUCAUCUCAAGCAAUAUGCACCAGCACUUAARCACAUUGCUGAUAUCAUAGAGAGGGGCAUCAGAGAACAUCCAGAAUUAAGUGUUGGCAUGACAACAGAAGGAAUUGAAGUUAGAAGUGUGGGGAACACAAAGGUCUUGCAUCAAACAGCUCUAAUUGAGGCCUUCAACCUGAAAGCUGCCAUUGAAUAUCAACUGAAAAACUUUGAAGCUGCUCAGGAAGCCUUGACUGACAUGCCRCCAAGAUCAGAAGAGGAGCUUGAUCCUGUGACCCUACAUAACCAAGCAUUGAUGAAUAUGGAAUCACAACCAACUCAGGGUUUUGAGAAACUUCAAUUCCUGUUGCAACAGAAUCCUUUCCCACCAGAAACAUUUGGAAAUUUGCUGCUUUUGUAUGCUAAAUAUCAGUAUUAUGACUUGGCUGCUGAUGUCCUUGCAGAGAAUGCUCAGCUUACAUACAAAUAUCUACAACCAUAUAUGUACGACUUUCUUGAUGCUACUAUAACACAACAAACAUCACCUGAGGAGGCUUACAGAAAGUUUGAUGACAUGGCUACCAAGCAAACAGAAACAUUAAGAAAAUUGACAAAGCAGGUUCAAGAAGCGAGACAAAACCAUGAUGAUGACACUGUCAAGAAAGCUGUUAAUGAGUAUGACGAUGCUCUUGAGAGAUACAUACCAGUAUUGAUGGCUCAAGCUAAAAUCUAUUGGGAUCUGGAAAAUUAUAGUCAAGUGGAGAAGAUAUUUAGAAAAUCAGUUGAGUUCUGUAAUGAGCAUGAGCUAUGGAAGCUUAAUGUAGCACAUGUGCUGUUUAUGCAGGAAAACAAAUAUAAAGAAGCAAUUGGUUUUUAUGAACCAAUAGUGAAAAAACAUUAUGAUAAUAUACUAAGUGUUAGUGCUAUUGUUCUGGCUAAUUUGUGCGUCUCCUACAUAUUAACAAGCGCCAACGAAGAGGCCGAGGAAAUUAUGAGAAAGAUUGAAAAAGAAGAGGAACAGGUCGCAUACGAUGACCCUGAGAAAAAGAUUUUCCAYCUCUGCAUUGUAAACCUUGUACUAGGGACGUUGUACAGUGCAAAGGGUAACUAUGAGUUCGGAAUAUCAAGAAUCAUGAAGAGUUUAGAGCCGUAUAAUAAAAAGCUCGGUACUGAUACCUGGUUUUAUACCAAACGAUGCUUCUUAUCACUCAUUGAAAACAUGGCCAAGCACAUGAUAAUGUURCGUGACAGCGUGGUCCAGGAAAUCAUACAGUUUCUAGAACACUGUGAAAUGUAUGGAAAGAAUGUCCCUACUGUAAUUGAACAACCACUAGAGGAAGAGCACUUGCAUCCUGGCAAAAAUACAGUCACAUAUGAAGCACGGUUACUGAAGAGUCUGUUUCUGAGGCUUAUUUGAUAYGCAGGCYUAUUAACCAUACCAUAGAUCAGCAACAUUAUGCAUCACGAGAAGAUCUGGGAUGAAAAGGCCCAACACAGYGACCAAACUGYACAUGCKUAUCAUAUGAGCCAUUUAACCAUAUCUCCGAAAAUAAGAAAAAGAACGACAGAAAAAACGGCUUUAUACUUCCAUAUGUUGUAGUGGUGGCCAAGGACUACAUAACAUUCUUACAAAACUGUAUCAAUGAAAUUGUUGUGACUUCUGUAGCUAUGGCAAUUAUAUUGUAUCAAUUUUUAUUAGAUGGUUCUCAAUCAAUACCCGUCAAUAAUCGUGGUAAUUUUAAACCGUUCGCUUGUCAUUCUCUAUACAGAAAACUUCUUAUAAUUUGAGGUAAAGUAGACAUUUUCCUGUCAUAUCAGUAGCGCAUGUACAGUCAUUUGGCCGCGGUGUUGAGACGAGAGGAACUAGUGGUGUUAUUAAGAGGGGRAUGUAGAAAAAUGGCGUCAUUCUUGCAAGUCCCUGAUGUAUUUGUGAAUAAUUUAUUGAAUUAUUGUAAUAAAGGUGUAUUAUUGAGAUC
Molecule: messenger RNA, 2609 nt
Organism: Exaiptasia diaphana
Lineage: Eukaryota; Metazoa; Cnidaria; Anthozoa; Actiniaria; Aiptasiidae
Product: tetratricopeptide repeat protein 30A
Exons: 29
Coding region: 101-2050 (649 amino acids)
Biological process (GO): intraciliary transport
Cellular component (GO): intraciliary transport particle B; axonemal microtubule
Molecular function (GO): intraciliary transport particle B binding; protein binding
Source: RefSeq, a predicted model, not a curated record